Messenger RNA from Ornithodoros turicata, 1728 nucleotides. RefSeq lists its product as uncharacterized. The record is from RefSeq and is a predicted model, not a curated record. The transcript has a single exon. Lineage: Eukaryota; Metazoa; Arthropoda; Arachnida; Ixodida; Argasidae. The coding region runs from base 1 to 1728 and encodes 575 amino acids. Gene Ontology annotation, molecular function: nucleic acid binding; zinc ion binding.
AUGGUUCGCCUGACCGACCUGUUGGCUCAGCCCAAUCCAUCGGGCGAAGACGUCGAAGCUGUCCUCGAAUAUCUCAUCACGAAACGACAAGCUCUCUACGACCUUGAUCGCUCCAUCUUGGAGGCAACCCCAGAAGACGAAUUGGACGCAGAACUCAGCGGCGCAUUGGAAUACGAACAGAACCUCGAAGAGGCCAUCGCACGAGCACGUCGGUCGCUGCGACACAUCCCGACUUCGGCGCCCGUUGUCCAGCAGCGCUCUGAUGCCUCGAAGUCUGUCGCACUUCCGAAACUCCAGAUCCCAAAGUUCUCCGGCAAACUUCAGGAAUGGCAACAAUUUUGGGAGCAUUUCGACGUGUCAAUUCAUUCCAACCAGGCGCUAGCCGCUGUCGAGAAGUUCAAGUAUCUAGCGUCCUACCUCGUCGACGACGCGAGGCGCACUAUCGAAGGCAUACGCAUCAAUGGGGACAAUUACCCCACCGCCAUCGCGGCCCUCAAGCACAGGUACGGCCGGCCAGGUUUAUUGACGUCCGAGCACAUCGACGCGCUACUAGCUCUUCGUCCGGUGACUUGUUCUGGACAGGUGUCCCAGUUAAGGUAUCUACUUGACGAGGUCUCCUUUCGCACGUCUGCGUUGGCGGCGUUGGACGUUCCCAGGGAGCACUACGCCGUUAUCCUUGAACGCGUCAUCACGCGGUGCCUUCCCGAGGAUCUUUGUGUGCUCUUUCGUCAACGAAGGGUAGAUGCGACCGAUGCCUCACGUCGAGAACGCGGCGGCGACGAUGUUACCGAUGCCUCACGUCGAGACCGCGGAGGAGGUGGCGCAGUAGAUACGCCGACGGAAAACGUCGAGGCUCUUAUCUCCUUUCUCAAAGUCCAAGUCGAGACGCGGGAAGAAGUUGCCUUAACUCGUGCAACCGGUCAGGCCUCCCAGCGUCCGAGCCGAAGUCCAAGCAUUCUCCCUAGCCCGGCGACUGCCUCAGCCCUAGCAGCGACGAGCGGGCGUUCUUCGGGGCUAAUGGAUCAUCAGCUACGUCCGAGUUCUCGCCCACCGUCUGACUCGUGCCCAUUGUGUGGGUCCACCGAUCACCCGCUUCAGUCCUGUACAGUCUAUUUGUCCCCCGCCGACAAGAAGCUGCGUAUAUCUCGAACAGGCAGAUGUUUUCGAUGCGGGAAACCUGGUCAUCCCUCAAGACUGUGCACAACGGCAGCGCUGUUGUCCUGCGCCAAUUGCCACGGCCGGCACCUUUCUGUACUGUGCGACAUCCAGAGGCGUGAUGCCCCGCAGCGCACCAGCGAGACACCCGUUUCUCAAUCGGGGAGGCAGAAUUCGACUCCGCAAUCCCUCAGCCGAACUACGACAUCACUAGCCUCAAGUCUGCAGAAUACUGGGGGAAUUGCUCGGCUGCAAACUGCUACAGUGUGGGCGUCUGGCCCGGCGGGCAGAAGGCAAAUUCGCAUCCUCCUCGACACCGGAAGCCAGCAGGCGUUCAUUCGACGUGACCUUUUGCAGCAGCUGAGGUGCGAGGUCGAGGGUGAAGAGAGUUUGUCUGUAUUCUCAUUUGCGGCGACGCAUCCCAAGCAUUACCGCUGCGAGCAGGUCACGGUGCGCCUCGAAUCCCUCUUCGAAAGCGACUUCGUUGUCGACUUAACGGCUCUUGGCGUCGACGACCUUUGCCACGUCGUUGUUCCUCCAUUGGGCAUCAAGACAAUCAGGGUGAUGCAAUAG